Momordica charantia (bitter melon) is the source of this 1790-nucleotide messenger RNA. RefSeq names its product shaggy-related protein kinase zeta. NCBI's taxonomy places the organism in Eukaryota, Viridiplantae, Streptophyta, Magnoliopsida, Cucurbitales, Cucurbitaceae. Gene Ontology annotation, cellular component: nucleus; cytoplasm. Gene Ontology annotation, molecular function: protein serine/threonine kinase activity; ATP binding. The record is from RefSeq and is a predicted model, not a curated record. Gene Ontology annotation, biological process: cell differentiation; peptidyl-threonine phosphorylation; brassinosteroid mediated signaling pathway.
CAUGCGCCACUCUCUUAAUCGAGUGGGUCUACCAUUCUCUCUCUCUCUCUCUUCCAAAUCUCUCUCACUGUCAAGAGGAUGAACAGACCGAGAAAUUAUAUGUAGAAAUUGAAAUGGCGAUGUCACGGUGUUUUCUCGUUCUCGCAUUUCCUCCUGGUUCGUAGGGAUUCGCUAUUCAUUGUCGGUUACCGAAGUUUCUGCCGCGACGGACUUUGCUUGGGAAUGAUCCUCUGAAGCUCUACACAGACUACACUUUCGUGCUUCUGGAAUGGACUCCGAUAAGGAAAUGACAUCAACUAUUGUAGAAAGCAAGGAUACAGUAACUGGUCACAUAAUCUCCACUACUAUUGGAGGGAAAAAUGGCGAGCCAAAACAGACUAUUAGCUAUAUGGCGGAACGUGUUGUUGGUUCCGGAUCGUUUGGAAUUGUUUUCCAGGCAAAGUGCUUGGAAACUGGGGAAACUGUUGCAAUAAAGAAAGUCUUACAGGACAGACGUUAUAAAAAUCGUGAGCUGCAGUUGAUGCGCUUGAUGGAUCAUCCAAAUGUUGUUUCCUUAAAGCAUUGUUUCUUUUCUACAACUAGUAAAGACGAGCUCUUCUUAAAUCUGGUUAUGGAAUACGUUCCUGAGACUAUGUAUCGAGUACUGAAACACUACUGCAGUAUGAACCAGAGGAUGCCGCUCAUCUAUGUGAAACUUUACACUUAUCAAAUCUUCAGGGGGCUGGCUUAUAUACACACUGUUCCUGGGGUUUGCCAUCGAGAUGUAAAGCCUCAUAAUCUUUUGGUCGAUCCUCUCACGCAUCAGGUCAAACUUUGUGAUUUUGGAAGUGCAAAAGCUUUGGUUAAAGGUGAAGCAAACAUCUCUUACAUAUGCUCCCGUUACUAUCGAGCUCCAGAGCUCAUAUUUGGUGCAACAGAGUAUUCUACAUCCAUUGACAUAUGGUCGGCUGGUUGUGUUCUGGCCGAGCUGCUUCUAGGACAGCCACUGUUUCCUGGGGAAAAUGCAGUAGAUCAACUGGUUGAGAUAAUCAAGGUUCUUGGCACUCCAACUCGAGAAGAAAUUCGAUGCAUGAAUCCAAAUUAUACUGAUUUUAGGUUUCCUCAGAUCAAAGCCCACCCGUGGCACAAGGUCUUCCAUAAACGAAUGCCACCUGAAGCUAUUGAUCUUGCUUCAAGGCUUCUUCAAUAUUCACCCGGUCUCCGGUGCACUGCUCUUGAAGCAUGUGCGCACCCCUUCUUUGAUGAGCUUCGGGAACCAAACGCCCGCCUCCCCAAUGGUCGUCAGUUGCCACCACUCUUCAACUUUAAACAGGAACUAUCCGGAGCAUCCACUGAAUUAGUAAAGAGGCUCAUACCGGAGCAUGUUCGGCGGCAGAUGGGACUGUCAUUCCCACAUCAAGCAGGUACGUAGAUUAACUCGAAAAGAGGGACACGCUCUUCUUCCAGCAAAAAGUCGUGAGGCGAAAGCAACCAUUCUGGAGAACUAUACAUAUUGCCCGUCCAGCGCCAUCCUUGAAUGGUAAAAUAUCAACUACUUUUGCUUUAGCUAAUAUGAUGGUAUAUUUGCUACGUCUGUACAUUAUUUUUACCGCAAAAAUUUUAUAUAGCUAGGUGUAUAGAAAGGGUAAUUGUAUUGUAUAUCACGUCUUGGCUAGGUAAUCCCAUUACAAGCUCAAGUGGUUUACUGUAGAUUGUAAUUCUGUUAGCUUAUAAUCAUCACCGUUAUCUCAUUUGUGUUGUUAUGCUCUUCGUUUGUAUUUAUUUAGAUUAGGAGAAUUAUUAUUUCUUCU